Molecule: messenger RNA, 849 nt
Organism: Engraulis encrasicolus (European anchovy)
Lineage: Eukaryota; Metazoa; Chordata; Actinopteri; Clupeiformes; Engraulidae
Gene: synprb
Product: synaptoporin b
Exons: 5
Coding region: 1-849 (282 amino acids)
Cellular component (GO): synaptic vesicle membrane; synaptic vesicle
Source: RefSeq, a predicted model, not a curated record
AUGUGUAUGGUCAUAUUUGCACCGGUGUUGGCCACUUUUGCGUUUGCAACAUGUGGAGGGUACUCUGGUCAUCUGAGGGUCAAGGUGGACUGUGCGGACAAGAGCCAGGCCAACAUCACCAUCAGCUUUGGCUACCCAUUCAGGUUCGAACAGGUGCAUUUCAAGGUGCCACUGUGUGAAGUCAAGAGACACGAGACACUCUUCCUGGAGGGUGACUUCUCCACGCCUGCCCAGUUUUUUGUCACCGUUGCGGUCUUUGCCUUCCUGUACUCCCUCCUGGCCACGGUGAUUUACAUUUUCUACCAGAAAGAAUACAGAGAGAAGAACAGGGGCCCUCUUUUGGACUUUCUGGUGACGGUCAUUUUCGCCUCGAUGUGGCUGCUGAGCUCGUGUGCUUGGGCCAAAGCUCUGUCGGGUGUGAAGGAGACCAUGGACAGCGCCCAGAUCUUGUUCCUCAUGGCCGCAUGCAGAGACCCCGUCAACGACUGCGAAGCUCUGGAGAAACCAGUCUGGACUCGUCUCCACACAUCUGUGAUUUUUGGAUUCCUAAACGUCUCGCUGUGGGCCGGCAACGUCUGGUUUGCGUAUAAGGAGACCGGCUUGCACAAGACCAGCCAGCGGGCCAACAGGACGCUAUCGGAGAAGCAGAGCAGCUUCAGCCAACGGCAGUACAGCCAGCAGAGCAGCUUCGACCAAUCAGGUGCCACGCUUGGCCAACAGCUCUACCGCCAGGUGAGCUUCGACCACUCCGGAGGAGGUAUCAGCCUCCCCCACGCCAGCCUGGGUCAGGCAUCAUCUCUCUUUAACACAUCCUCCAGAGGCCCACUCAUACUCAUCAAUGACAUGUAA